This is a messenger RNA of Megalobrama amblycephala (Wuchang bream), 3760 nucleotides long. RefSeq names its product galanin receptor 2a. Gene Ontology annotation, biological process: G protein-coupled receptor signaling pathway. Bases 2158 to 3189 code for a protein of 343 amino acids. Lineage: Eukaryota; Metazoa; Chordata; Actinopteri; Cypriniformes; Xenocyprididae. Gene Ontology annotation, cellular component: membrane. The transcript has 13 exons. Gene Ontology annotation, molecular function: G protein-coupled receptor activity. The record is from RefSeq and is a predicted model, not a curated record.
GGAGAGUUUCACGCGCGGAUAAAACAAUGUUCCACUCAGACUACAGCAAGUGAAAUAGAGAACAGCAGCGUGCGAAUUAAGGCUUGAAUCUCCCCAAAGGAAGCCAAAACAAACGGUUGCGGGUGUCUAAAAAGUGCUGUACCAGCUGUGCAUGAGCUGUCCCUUCUACCAUGUGGUUCCUUCGAAAGUCCCCGACCCGCCACGACAGGCAUAGAUGACCAUCACAUGACCGUCUCUCAUGACAGACACUGCUACCAGAUCAUGUGGUCAAUCAAAGGAUGCCAAUGUUUUAUCAAAUCAUUGUGGCGCAAUAAGUACUACAGUAUCUCUGAAAGGAAGUAAGAGGCACUUUAUUUGGCUAAAGUUUUACCAGUUCCAUCACAAGCUCCUGUGGAUCAGAGAACCAGACUGCAUCGAGCAAAGUUUAAUGUUACGUAAAGCUUUUAAUACGAGCAAAGAUCUUGGACGAUGGCACGUGCAGGUUACAGGUCAGCUGUGAUUGCCGUUUCUGUCGAAUAAAUAAUCAGACUAAGAAUGCAGAUGGUGCCUACCUGCGCUGUGUCUGUUGCUGUGAGAGUGUGGCGUGCUUUGAAGUUUCCACCUGAGUGCAGGACUACACACAAACUGCACUGGCUGUAGAGGCUGGAUUGGAUAAGAGCAGUGUCGACAUCCUGCUAGACUUACAUGGGGAAAAACUGAACAUGUUUGAGACAUCAUGAGGAUAUCAAAUAAUGCACGGUUGGAAUGGCAAGCAGUUUACAACACCAAACAAGGGACAAAAUCACAUGAUGAGGCUUCAUAAUGGAGUGAUUAGAAGAAAAAGAAGAAACAACAAAGGAAGACCCCCAAUUAUUGAUUACAGCUGGAGAGGAAUACUAAAGAUGCGAGUCUAUAAAGACAGUGGUGAGAGAUCUCUGGCUAACCUUCUGUUGACUCCAGCGCUCCAGAGAGAGAAAGUGAGCGAGUACAGUGAGAGUUCCUGUAGAUGUCAUUGGUGUUCACUGGGCUAGUCUGGGUGGAGACUUGGCGUCUGGGUUUCUGACAGUCUGUCCUAGGAUGAACCGAGAGACUUGGUGGACAGGAGUCAGGACCGACACACACACAAAGACACUGAUGGAGUAUGUGAAUGAGGAGGAAAUCAGCUGUUUAGGAGAAACAAGAGCUCAGCCAAGACUCACCGCACUGUCUGGCAGAUUCCUCCUCCUCAUCGCUCCAUCGUUUUCAUUUUCAAUUACGCUCUACCCCGGUCCAUCAUUUUCUUGCUUGCUCUGUCUGCCGAACGGGCCAAAUCAAAUCCCACUCCUCUUGCUGGUGCUGUUUACCCUGGUCUCCGCAGGGAAAAUUGACUUGACUCGGGGCCACUGAGAAGAUGUUAUCUUUUUUCCGCUGACAUUUUCUAUCUCAAAUCACAUCAUACUCAUCAUUUGAUGUAGAGGGUUGACUUCGUAAUAAUUGGAUUUUCAGGCACGUGAUCAUGUAGCACUUGCAAUAAACACUAGUAAAUGAGCUGCAGGCGAUACUGACACAAUCUAUCUCUAAGCAAGUUAAAACAAGGCUACUACAAAACCCUACAAAGCCCUACAAAACCAACAGAUUUUAAGGUUGUCUGAGCAGAGAAGAAUAUUUCUGAUAGCUUUCUACCAAAUAUCCUCAUGCUCUUUCUUAUAAGGUCAAAUGUGAUCACUUCAGAGCACUGUCAGAAAGAAGGCCUCUGGCAGUGUGUAGUACACACUGCAACAAACACUAGCGCGCAAACACGCACUGGCCGGCAGUGACGCUGGUCCCUACAGCUGGGUCUCCAGCACGGAGUCGUACACAGUGGUCCACCUGUGACAAUAAACACUGUGAUUACCUCCUAGAGCCUACUGACGCCAUCUAAUAUACUCAAGAGAUCAUCACAAGGACAGGGUGACCAUUCCAUCCAUCUCUCCCGCACCACAUCUUUGUGACCCAUUCCCACCUCCUCCCCUCAGCAGAGCAGAGGAGCCUCAAGGGAAGUGCACUAGCUCAAUUCCCACAGCAUUUUCCAUCACUGAGACCAGGAGGUUGGAAAAAAAAAAAAUCAAGAUGGAAUUUGUAUUGAUUUGGCCAAAUCCCUCAGGAAGUUGAAAUGACAGGAGAAGUUGAAGAGACACUGAACACAGAUCUACAAGUUGGAUGGCAGGACUCAUUAGCUUGGUUCCAACAACUAGUGAGCUCAUGGAAAACCUGGAACUAUCAGUUCUCAUCCGCAACGGCCAGAUGAACACAAAGAGCACCAACCUGUUCAUCCUGAACCUCGGGCUGGCGGACCUCUCCUUCAUCGUCUUCUGCGUGCCUCUCCAGGCUACCAUCUACACCAUGGACGAGUGGGUUUUUGGACCCUUCGUGUGCAAAGCUGUGCACUUUAUCAUCUUCCUGACCAUGUACGCGAGCAUCUUUACUCUGGCAGCUGUGUCUCUGGACAGAUAUCUCGCCAUUCGUUACCCCUUGCGCUCAAGAGAGACAAGAACACCCCGUAAUGCACUAACCUCCAUUAUUCUGGUAUGGGUGCUAUCGGUGUUCUUCUCCAGCCCUUAUCUCAGCUACUACCAGCAGAUGGAUCUAGACGGGACCACCCUUUGCAUCCCGGCGUGGAACAUCCAUCAUCGUCGAGCCAUGGACAUCUGCACCUUCAUAUUCGGCUACCUCAUCCCAGUCCUCAUUCUCGGCAUCACGUACGCCCGCACCAUCCGCUACCUUUGGACCUCGGUGGACCCCAUGCAGAACAUGUCGGAAUCCCGCAAGGCCAAGCGCAAGGUGACCAAGAUGAUAAUCAUUGUGGCCGUGCUCUUCUGUUUGUGUUGGUUGCCGCAUCACCUGGUUAUCUUGUGCGUGUUGUUCGGCCACUUCCCGCUCAACCACACAACCUACGUCAUUCGCAUUCUCUCUCACCUGGUGGCGUACACCAACUCCUGCCUGAACCCCAUCGUGUACGCCCUGGUGUCUAAGCACUUCCGCAAGGGCUUCAAGAAGGUGUUUGGGUGUGCGUUCCCUAACCGGGUCGUAAACCGGAUCCACACCGUGCAGCCGGCGCAGACGGUAAGCCUUAUGGAAGCUGCCACAUGUGAAGGAUCCAAUCAUAGCGAUGGGUCAACCCGGGGUCGCCUCUGGAGCAAAAGUAGCAAGAAGAUGAUGACAAGUGCCUUCAUGACAUUUAAUGUGACAUAAUCCACUUACGCUCUCAACCGCUGUCAAAUCAGCGCUCACCAAAGUAUAAAACUCUUCUUUUCCGGUGGCUUUUAACAGCAUUUGAGCUGUGAUUACAUAACAGAGGUUGUCAUAUAGGCACAGGUUGUCAGGUAGAGAGGAAGCAGAGCUUUUUUGUGUUCUUGAUGAGGACGGUGACUGAUGUAUGUAAUGUAAAGUCUCUCGCGUCUGUGUUUUGUCAAUGUUGGCAGCUUUCGUCACUUUGUGUUUUGUGAAUGUGACUCAUAGUAGGGUUUUCCGGAGGUACGAAUAGAUUCAAUUAUUAGGACGGUGCCGACAUCAAGUUGUUUGGUUCAAACGUUCACAUGGCGAACAUUCAUAACAAUUUGAUCAUAUUUGAACAUAUUUUUAGAAUUUAUGGCACUUUAAUAAUUCUCUGCCAUUCUCAUAAUCUCCUUUUGGGUUAUUGCUAUACAGGAUCUGUUGUAUGGGUUGAUGAUAUAUAAGAGUUUCUAUGAUUAAAAAAAAAAUUCUUUUGAAUAUCUAGUUUAAAUCACAUGUGGUCAUAUGGUUUUGUAAAACAUAUUUAUUG